UUGAGUCUGGCUGUAUGAUAAGCGCGGCGCUCCCCCUCCCUCAGCCGAGAGCGAAGCAGCGCAACGGGGAGGACAGAGCACAGAGGCUCCCGUCUGAGAGAUGGGCUCCAGCGCCCGCGCGGCCGUACCCGGUAUCAGUGAGAGCGCGUCGGGCAGUGCGGGGGAGCGGCUGAGGAGCUGCUGGCAGGGUUAGAGCGCUGUAGCGGAGUUUAGGAUGCGGGAAGAGGAGGAGGAGGACACCGCGACGUCUCCGCUCCGGAUCUCCAGGACAAGAUGGCAGCAGCAGCAGCAGCAGCGCAGACCCGAGAGCACGGAGUGAGGCGGGUUUAAGAGUUUAAAAUGUUCGGAGAAGCGUCGGAUCUGUCCAGCUCUUCCCCUCCGUGAAGGUAUGGCCUCACAAGUUUUGGUCUACCCACCACAUGUUUAUCAAACUCAGACAAGUGCCUUUUGCAGUGUGAAGAAACUCAAAGUCGAACCCAACAACUGUGUUUACCAUGACAGGGCCUUCCCACUGACUUUUUUGAAUGGUAGAACCCUUGGCAUUGCACAGCCGACGAAACUUGCACCCACGUACAAGACACGGGACUUUGCGGCCGGCAGACGCCACUGGCAGGACUUUCCAGUGCAGACUGUUGCUGUACAAGGUGUACAACGACAGGCGAUCUGCGCAACUGCAGCAGCAGGAGCAGCAGCAGCAGCACCUCGUCAAGAAAGAGGUGUCCGGUCACCGGGAAAAGAGCCGGAAAAAGGCAGGAAGAGCAGCAGUGGAGCUCCAGGGGCAGCUGGAGGGGUUAGGGGCGAGGACAGUGGAAGCAGAGGAGGCGGGGGCGGCUGCUGCGGCGGAGGAGGGGGAGGACGACAGCAAGGUGAGGGUGGUGGUGGAGGGGUUGACGACGAGGGGGCGGGAGAGGACACCUGCGAUUUUAACUUGGCGGACAGUUCCCAGCGAUGCGGGCUGAAACGUAAGAGCGAGGAGCUGGAGAACGUGGGAAGCGCCAUGCAGAUAGUGGAGGACCUGUCCAUGUUACCCGCAAUGUUGCAAGCGAAUGUGGGGAACCCGCCGGUGGCGGUCCCGGCGGCAGCGGUAGGAGGAGGUCCUGUCAAACAGGGUGGAGGAACAGGCGGUGGAGACGGCGACUACCAGCUGGUGCAGCACGAGGUGCUCUGUUCCAUGAAGAAUACCUAUGAGGUGCUGGACUUCCUUGGCCGCGGUACCUUUGGCCAGGUGGUGAAAUGCUGGAAACGAGGAACCAGCGAGGUGGUGGCUGUGAAGAUCCUGAAAAACCACCCCUCGUACGCGCGGCAGGGCCAGAUCGAGGUGGGCAUCCUGGCCCGCCUCAGCGGGGAGAACGCGGACGAGCAUAACCUGGUGCGGGCCUUCGAGUGCUUCCAGCACCGUAACCACACCUGCCUUGUGUUCGAGAUGCUUGAGCAGAACCUGUACGACUUCCUCAAGCAGAACAAGUUCAGCCCGCUGCCUCUCAAGGUGAUCCGGCCCAUUCUUCAGCAGGUCACCACGGCGCUGAAGAAGCUGAAGGCCAUGAAUCUGAUCCACGCCGAUCUCAAGCCUGAAAACAUCAUGCUGGUGGACCCGGUGCGACAGCCGUACCGGGUGAAAGUCAUAGACUUCGGCUCGGCCAGCCACGUCUCCAAAGCAGUGUGCUCCACGUACCUCCAGUCACGGUACUACAGGGCUCCGGAGAUCAUUCUGGGCCUGCCGUUUUGUGAAGCCAUAGACAUGUGGUCGCUGGGCUGUGUGAUAGCUGAGCUCUUCCUCGGCUGGCCCCUCUACCCUGGGGCUCUGGAGUUCGACCAGAUUCGCUACAUCUCUCAGACGCAGGGUCUGCCAGGAGAGCACUUGUUGAACGUUGGGACGAAGACGUCACGCUUCUUCUGCAGAGAGUCGGAUUCCCCUUAUGCAGCAUGGAGAUUGAAAUCAACAGAAGAGCAUGAAGCAGAAACCGGGAUGAAGUCAAAGGAAGCCAGAAAGUACAUCUUCAGCUGUUUGGAUGAUAUAGCGCAUGUGAACUUGGUGAUGAAUCUGGAAGGCAGUGACUUGAUGGCAGAGAAGGUGGACCGUGGAGAGUUUGUGGUCUUGCUGAAGAAGAUGUUGUUAAUAGAUGCAGAGAAGAGGAUAGUCCCCAGUGACGCCCUCAACCAUCCCUUUAUCACCAUGCAGCACCUGCUGGACUUUCCCCAAAGCAACCAUGUCAAAUCAUGUUUCCACAUCAUGGACGUGUGCCGGUCACGUCCUGGCACAUACGACACCAUCAACCGGAACAAAGCUCCGUUUGUGAGGCCUGUCACCACCUCGGCCCCCAACCUGACCGUGCCCUUCAGCAAGAUGGCCAGCGUGCACACUCAACCAAUGGCCCCAUCUGCUCCCUCUCUUAUGCAUCCUGGGAUCCCACUGCAAACCGGAAGUGCUCAGUUCGGGGACGCCUUUCAGCAAGCACUGAUUCUCUGUCCCCCGACUAUACAAGGUCUCCCUCCCAACCCAAAUAAGCCAGCAGGCUAUUCUGUCCGGAUGGAGAACACAGUACCCCUGGUGACCCAGGCCCCUGCCAUCCAGCCUCUACAGAUUAGACCAGGGGUCAUCACACAGCAGGCCUGGUCUAACCGGGCCCAGCAGAUCCUGGUACCAGCCUGGCAGCAGGUGACCGCGGUGGCCCCCCCAGCAACCACACUGGCCUCUGAUACUGUGGCAGGCCCACAGAGAUUAGCAGACUGGGGGAAAGUUCGCCCUCAUGGAAACCAUUACACCUCCAUUAUCCCCCACCCUCAGCCUCUCCUAACCAACCAAAUGACCAUGUCAGCACAUCAGCCCAUUAGCAUAGGCAUCGCUCACGUGGUGUGGCCACAGCCAGCUGCUAACAAGAGAAAUAAACUCUGUGGAAACAGGAGCAACUUCUUAUACAACACCAACACCCAGAACUCCACCUGCCAGUCCCCAAAGAUAGCUAACAAUGGGAAAAACGCGGAGGAAGUGGAAGGUCACUGUCAGGAAGCAGAGUGUGUGGUGGUGGAGGCGGAGUUGCAGGCAGUGCAGGAGGAGGAGCCUGCGUGCUGUAAGGCGGAGCCGGAGCCCAACGAGCUGGGCGUGUCCCAGAAGCAGAGGCAGGCCAUUGUGAUAGCGGAUACGCCCAGCCCGACCAGUAGCGUCAUCAGCAUCAGCAGUGAUACAGACGAGGAGGAGGAGCAGCAGAGAGUGCAGAGACACUCCAUAGAGUGUAAAGGCAGUCCAGAGUGUGAGGCGUGUCAGAGCACACUGAAUAUGGAGCGUGUGUGUUCACUAAGCAGUCCUGACUCCAGCCUCAGCACCAGCUCCUCAGCUUCACUGCAGUCCAGCGCUUCACCCUGCAAGAGACCCAACAGUAUGUCUGAUGAUGAGCGUGAGAGUGGAUGUGACACGGUGGACGGAUCGCCUGCCUCUGACUCCUCUGGUCAGGUGGACAGUCCUUUUCUGGAGAGCCGCUACAUCGCUGACCAGAACAAGAACUGCAAGCCUCACGUCACCACGGAGACGGAGACGGGCAAACCGCCCAUCCGGACCAUGGUGGUUCCUCCCAUGAGGGUCCAGAACAACAACGAACCCCUGGCCAGGACAGUCCUAGAGUCGUCCUGCCUGUCCAAAAACCGCAGUGGCCACAGCAGACCGCUCCACCACUCCACUUCACUUUUGAACCGGCAACACAAGAUCACCCCUGCAUCCCACCAUCAGCAACCCCUACAGCCACAGCAGCCGCCGCCCACUUUUGGACAGGUUCAGCACUUCGGCUCCUCCCACCAGGAGUGGAACGGCAACUAUGGUCAUCGUCGGCCUCAGGCCUUCAUCCCGCCUACGGUGCAUGGCCACACCUUCACCUUACCGCACGGCAGCCCCACCCACACUACGGCCCACCCGCCUCCGCCGCACCUGGGCGUCCACCCGCACGCCCACGGCCAGCCCGCCCUGCUCUCCUACCCCCCUACCGCUCCUCUGGUGACGGCCGCCCCCAUGGCCCACCUCCUGGCCUCGCCUGGUGCCACGCGGAGCCACGUCCUGCAGCCGGCCUACAGCCUGUCCCACCCGGCCGGCCACAUGGUGCACCAGGUCACGGUGGGCCUCAACCCCCGCCUGCUGCCUUCACCUACCCUCCACCCGCAGGGGCAGUUCAAGCCCCUCUUCCCCCCGCACUCCUUCAUUGCCUCACCCGCAUAUGCAGGCUUCCCCCUCAGCCCCACCAAACUCAGCCAGUACCCCUACAUCUGAGACCCCGCCCUCCACCCGCCCCCGCCUGCGCCGCCGGUUCCCUAGCUUUAGCCAUCAGGCCUAAAGCCGCGCCCUUUACUGGAACCACAAACCACCUGGUCU
This is a messenger RNA of Astyanax mexicanus (Mexican tetra), 4354 nucleotides long. It is a transcript of the gene hipk3b, whose product is annotated as homeodomain interacting protein kinase 3b. The transcript has 16 exons. NCBI's taxonomy places the organism in Eukaryota, Metazoa, Chordata, Actinopteri, Characiformes, Acestrorhamphidae. The record is from RefSeq and is a predicted model, not a curated record. Gene Ontology annotation, cellular component: cytoplasm; nucleus; PML body. Gene Ontology annotation, molecular function: protein serine/threonine kinase activity; protein tyrosine kinase activity; ATP binding. The coding region runs from base 389 to 4252 and encodes 1287 amino acids. Gene Ontology annotation, biological process: peptidyl-serine phosphorylation; peptidyl-threonine phosphorylation.